GGGCUUUUAAAAAGAAAUUCUGGCUUGUGAGAUUAGCUCCAAUUUACACAGAGAAAAUUAAAAUUUCAGAUGGACUCAUUCAGCCUUUAGCUCUCUCUCUCUCUCUCACCUUUUCCAAAGGGCAAUUUUUGGAGCUUUCUUAGAAUAUUCAUCAAUGUCUGAAGAAAUUGUUUAUGCAAAUCUCAAAUUCCAGGACUCUGAUAAGAAAGAAAAUCUGCAGACAUCUGACAAAUGCGGUGGAAAAGUACCUUCUGCCCCUUCCUAUUCACAGCAUAAAGCAGUCUUGAUUCUAACUGUUCUAUGCCUUCUGCUGCUCAUUGGACUGGGGGUCUUAGGAGGUUUGUUUCAUACAACUUUGCGGACAGAAAUGAUAAAAUCAAAUCAACUACAAAACAUCAGAGAAGAACUUCAAAGUAAUGUUUCUCUACAGCUGAUGCACAAUAUGAACAGCUCCAAAAGAAUCAGGAAACUGUCCGCCAUGCUGCAAAAGACAGCCACCCAGCUGUGUCGUGAACUGUGUAAAAACAAACCAGAACACAAAUGCAAGCCUUGUCCAGAGGGUUCACAAUGGUUUGAGGACAGUUGUUAUUCCAAACUUGGAAAGUCUGAAACAUGGCAAGUGAGUGAAAUGCUCUGUUCUUCUCGAAAUGGCAGCCUGCUGAAGAUUAAGAACAAAAAUGUGCUGGAAUUUAUAAAGUCUAAGAAAUUAAAAGGUUAUUGGCUGGGGUUGACGCCCAGAACAAAGACACCACCUUACGAGGAACUGGAUGAGAACAUGUUCCUCUCUGCGGAAUUUGAAAGAAGCAAUUAUGACUUACGUAAUAUAUACUGUGGAUAUAUAAAUGGAGAUUAUGUUUAUUAUUCAUCCUGCACUUAUAAGAACUAUGUCAUGUGUGUGGAGACAGCCAGGACUGUACAGGUGGAAAGUGUACUGGAUGACCUUCCAGAGGGAAGAAAAUAGCUACUGCAGUUGCUGACUCCAGCUUCUUUCCUGCUCUAAUGGUUUGAAUGAGGAUGGCCCCCAUGGGUUCAUAUUUUGAAUACUUGGGCCCCAGUUGGUGCAACUAUUUGAGAAGGAAGAGAAGGUGUAGCCUUGGUGGAGGUGGUACUUCACUGAUGGCACAUUUUGAUUAUUCCAAAGUCCACCCCACUUCCAGUUAAUUUUUUUCUCUGUUUUGUGUGAAUUGAGAUGUGAUCUUUCAACUACUGCUCAAAGCAUGUCUACC
Molecule: messenger RNA, 1226 nt
Organism: Microtus oregoni (creeping vole)
Lineage: Eukaryota; Metazoa; Chordata; Mammalia; Rodentia; Cricetidae
Gene: Clec12a
Product: C-type lectin domain family 12 member A
Exons: 6
Coding region: 155-961 (268 amino acids)
Molecular function (GO): signaling receptor regulator activity
Source: RefSeq, a predicted model, not a curated record